This is a messenger RNA of Durusdinium trenchii, 828 nucleotides long. NCBI's taxonomy places the organism in Eukaryota, Dinophyceae, Suessiales, Symbiodiniaceae. The record is from the annotation of a GenBank genome assembly.
CUGGCAUCACAGUUUUUUUGUUCCGUGCGGCGUGCCGGCUCUUCAGCGGCAGCAAUGGGCUGUGUCCGGGUGCUGGGUGAGCUGGCUGCGUGCGCUUUCGUGAUAGAUCUCACUCACAAGCUGACAGGCCACUCACAAGAGCUUCUCCUGAUUCCCCAGCCAGGCUCGCAGGGAGUGUCUUUUCCUUCUUUUGGUUUUCCCUCACACCCAUCUGUGAGUCAAGGGCAGAUAUCGAACAUCGGGAAAUGAUGAGCCCCAGCAGUCAAGCUAAUCAUGCCAAUGCCUUACUUCCGUACUCCAAAGAUCCCCGAAGACCAGAAACCCAUCGAACCCUCGGGACCUAUCCCAUGGACCGUGGGACCGUGACCCCGCGGGACCCACCGAGGUGAAUAGUACCAAGCACGCGGAGCGAGCAGCUGUUCCGAUGCCCACUUUGCUGACGGAUCGUACCAACACGACCACGAUGUCGUGGGCGGAUGACAUUGAAGUCGCCUCAUACCUGUCCAUUUCCUCCAUGCCGUCGGGUAUCUCUCAGAUGCCAACGAUCUCGGUGUGUCAGACCUCCAGUUGGAUGAUGUCCACCAACAGCCCGACGGUGGACAAGGAGAGCCUGUGCAAUCAUGUCGACACCUACACUCUCGAGGAGGAUCGACGGAGUCAGCUGGAUCCGGCCUUUUGCCGCGAGGAUGGAAACGAGUCAGAGGAAGAAGAGGACUUCACCGAGAUGCGCCUGUGACGCGAAUGUGAUUUCUCGGUGCGAGAAGUCACCUUGCGAGGUUAGAGGAUCGGUUCACAGGUUGGAGAUUCUGGCAGGGAUCCAAGUACUGU